This is a messenger RNA of Brassica napus (rape), 1022 nucleotides long. Its product is annotated as glycine-rich protein 23. Bases 98 to 715 code for a protein of 205 amino acids. The record is from RefSeq and is a predicted model, not a curated record. The transcript has a single exon. Lineage: Eukaryota; Viridiplantae; Streptophyta; Magnoliopsida; Brassicales; Brassicaceae.
CCAAGACUAUGCUUCACUGACAACUGUCUUCAUCCUUUCAUACCCAUCAAAUAGAACUCGUGAAAUUAUUUUGUUCAUUUAGAAAAAACGCUCAAGCAUGGGUUUAAUUUCCCGUAAGAUGUGUGUGUUUAUCUUUGUAUUCGCCCUUGUGGCCGAGUUUGCAUUCGGAAAUGUCGAGGUUAAUGACGACAAACACUUUUUUCACAAGCCUCGUCCAUACUUCCACAAACCUCGUCCUUACUUCCACAAGCAUGGCAUUUACAAGAAGGGUUUUAGAAAGGGUUUGGGCGGCGGUGGCGGUCUUGGAGGAGGUGGCGGUCUAGGCGGUGGCGGUGGUUUGGGCGGAGGAGGCGGUCUAGGUGGAGGUGGCGGCCUAGGAGGCGGUGGUGGUUUGGGCGGAGGAGGCAGUCUAGGCCACGGUGGCGGUUUGGGUGGAGGAGGCGGUCUAGGACAUGGUGGUGGUUUGGGCGGAGGUGGAGGUCUAGGAGGCGGUGGAGGUCUAGGUGGCGGUGGUGGUGUGGGGGGAGGAGCUGGAGGAGGAUACGGUGGCGGUGCUGGAGGAGGACUUGGAGGCGGUGGAGGUGCUGGAGGAGGAGGAGGAUUUGGUGGCGGAGGAGGAUAUGGAGGCGGAGGAGGAUUCGGCGGUGGAGCUGGUGGUGGAUUUGGUAAAGGCAUUGGUGGUGGAGGAGGUUUGGGAGGCGGUGGCCAUCACUGACGAGUGAAACAGAGAGAUUAAUUAUUAAUACGGUUAUUCGUACGUUGUUGUUACGUAAUUAAAUGAAACAGAGAGAUUAAUUAUUACAAUAAAAUGAUAAUUAGCAAUUGUGUAUGCCACUUCUGUUUUGUUUUGGUAUUGUAUGCUAUUUUUUCAUGUUAUGCUUUGGUUGGUUUCAAGUUUGGUUAUUAAAAUGGUCGAUUUGUGUGUCUUUUGUCAACAGGUACUGAGUGGUUGUUUCCAAACUAUUAUAUGUUUACCUUUGUAUUAAUGACGAGAUUCAUCUUAUAAACUGUCAAUUUUUAAA